AAUAAUAAACAUAUUAUCUACUUGAAAACUAGACAAUCAUGGGCGCGGCCAUCUUGUAAAUAAUGAAUUGUGGGAAGACAGAAAUAAUAAUGGCACAAGCGUGUGUAUCGAUUGUUAAUAAUGUUUACUAAGAAAAUGGCUGAUAUUACCCAGAUAAGCAACAAGUCAGGAGAUAACAGUCUGGCAUCAGUCUGUACACUUGAUGAUCAGUCUGGAAUAAAUACUGCCAGCAGCAAUAAUGAACCAAACCAGUCUGUGACAGAUAUAUGCAUUGUUGAUGUAGCUAGCCAAUCACAGAUGCACAGUUUAGAUUUAAUAGGCCAGUGUGAGAUGGAAAUCACACCAGAAAAGGUUGCAGAUCAGGCUAGAAUGCCUGCAAGCAGUUUAGAUGCUGGACAUCAGGCAGAUACUAGCAAAUUAGGGGACCAGUCUACAUCACCUCAAAAGGAGCAUACGGAUACAAGUGAAUCAGUGGAAAUGGACAGUCCAACUAAAACAUUCGAAGAAUUUAGAGUGCUAAUAGGUGAAACUGAAGCAUCGAUGAGGGACAAACUGUCGUCUCUGACAUUACCAGAUUCCGAAAGUUUUGAACAAGAAGAAAAAUUAAAUAUUCCAGUUGCUAAAGAAUUAAAAACAGGCGGCCAAGAUGAAGGUGUAAAAGUUAAGGAUGAUAGUUCUGUUCCAUUAAAAACAGCAGAAAGUAAUACUGAAGAUGUGGGCCAAUGUAACGUUAAUAACAGAACUGAUGGUGUUUCCAUAGUAACUGACAUGCCAUCUAUUGAGAGUGAAAACAAUGAUGAUACCACUUUUCAACCUGCGGUCAUGAAUGUUGUAUCUAAUGCACAAGGAGAAGAUGAUAAAGCGGAUGAUGUCAGGGUAGAAGAUAUGACUGGCAGCAUUGAAAGUGAAGCCUUACAAUGUAAUGAAAGUCAUAAGAAUGAUGUUGCAGAAAAACGGAAGGGAGUUGUACCAAACAAAGAAUGUGAGAUGAUGCAGCAACAAAAUGUGCUUGACAGCGAAGAUGUUGGAGAGACUAAUAUGAAUGGGUCACAUAUUAGAAAAGAAAACAAUCAACCAGUAAAUAUCCCUGAUCAAGAGACUGAAAUUCCCACUGGUGAAGAAGUGUCUGCAAAAAGUGAAAGUGACAAUGUUUUAAGUAUAAAGACAAAACAGGUUGAUGAAAUAAGUAAUCAAAUGCCUUUAAACAAUGAAAUUGAACCAAACACACAAAUGGUUGAAUCUGAUAGUUCCAAAGUCACGCAAAAGAUCAGUUCUAAUGAUAAAGAUGUUAUUCUUGUAAAUAAAGAAAAUCAAAGUGCAGUUUUUGAGGACAAAGCUGUGACAGAUCCAUCUGGAAAUGUUAUUUUACCUAAUGUUAGUUCUGUUACUGAAAGCAAAGUGGAUACAGACAAGGAACUUGAUACGGAAAAUAUUGAAUUGAUGGAUAUUACAGAUGAAGUUCACACAGAAGACAAUCAAGGAAAGAAAAAGGUCAGUGAUCAUUUAGAUACUGGCGUGAAGGACCAGUCUGCAGUUGAACAGCAAAAUAAGGAAUCAAAACCCGUCGGUGAGAAAGAUGCUGGGGAUGGCAUAAGUGCUGAUUGUGAAAAGAAUUCUAAUGAAACAAUACGUGAGAUUAAGACUGUUCAGGGGAAUGAUAAAGAGAAAGAAGUGACUGAGGUUGAUAAAAUAUCAUGUGGCACUGAUGAUGAUGUUGAAGAUAAUUUGAUGAUAAUUGAUGUAAGAUCACUGACAGAUAAUAGUGGAAUCAAUGAUUUCAAUGACAAAAAUGAAAGUAUUAGUAAAGAAAAAUCGGGGACAGAAAAUAUGGAUAAUUUAGAUGAAAACCAAGGUCCGAAAGUCAAGCCUUCAGAAGAGGUUAUUAAAGAUAUUACAUCAGCAGAAAGACCUCAUUCCUCUGCCAGCUCCAGGAGCAAAAGAAAAUCUCCAAAUUCUGUAAGACGAAUAACAGAGCAUGUUGAAUCAGCAGAAAAUAUGUCACCUUUGAGUGAAAGUAGUGCUACUUCUUCAGCCAUUAUGACUGAAAGAACUGUAGGUGAAUCAGGUGAUAUAACAGCAGUGAAUCAGUCAGAAUCUUCAUCAGUGCCUGAAUCACUGCCAAUCAUAUCAAAUACAUUUUCCAUGAAAGAUAAUUUACAGCCAAACAUUACAGUGAAAGAUGAACCACCAGAUGAUGGGGUAUAUGGUGUAAUACAGGGUGCUGGGAAUAUUCCACAAACACAUAAACCCACCUUCGCUUCUCUCAAACCAAAUGCAAUGACUAUGAUAUCAGGAAAUUCAGUUAUUCACAAAGGUCAAGUAGUGAGUCAUGGUAUUUCUGGCCUUCAAAAAUCAGGUAGACCACUUAGCUCUCAGAAAUUGGUGAUAUCUAAAGUUCCACCAAUUGUUUCUCCAGCCAUUGCAGCUGUGUCUUUAGUAAGUUCUGCUCCUGUUUCUUUAAUUCGGUAUCCACUUACAACUUGCGUAACAAAACCUAGUCCAAAAGUUCAGUCAGUUCCAAAUGUCAACAUUUCCGCAGGAAAUACUGCUGCUAUUGUGACAUUGAGGAAUUUAGCUCCUAGAAGUGCCGCACCAGCACCAGUUCAAAACGGAAAUAUUCUAACCGGAACAAAGUCUACGGCAGCACCUAAAGAUAAGACAAAGGAAUCCAACCAUAAGAAUCUUUCCACAAUAAAUAUUCAUUCUGUAGGGGUUGCAAGAAUUACAGAUUUGAUAGCUCGCAAAAAUCCUAUUCCGACAUUUAAACCUAACCCAAUACCAGAUCAUUUGGCAUCCAUUCAGAGUUCAAAGGUUUAUCCUUGCUACGAAUGUGGAGACAGUUUCCAUUUUGAGAAAAGCUUAAGACAACAUUUAGGACGAUGCAGUAUGAACAUUUUCUAUAAAUGUGAAAAAUGUGUGACAAAAAUUAAGUUCACAAACAAAUGUCAGUUACUGAAUCACCUCAGGUCCCAUUUAAAUAUUGAAAAAACCCAGGCUGUGCCAAUUCACAUAAAGUCUGAUUCAAUUGAGAUAGUGACGAAUUUUGAUGCAAUCAGUGCUGAUAAGCCAUUUGAGUGGUAUAAAGAAGAAAAUGUAGCUGCACAAGUUUCGAUAGCUGGUAGUGAUUUGGCUGCAAUUUCUUGCUCUCAGUGUUUAGAGUGUAGUACUGUAUUCGUCAGCUUGAAAAAGCUAGAAGAUCAUCUGAAGGGAGUUAAAUCCGACCACCAUUUCUGUGAUGAGUGUCCAUUAUAUGUCAAUAGUAAGUGUGCAUUACAGGCUCAUAAGAAAUUACAUCUACUUGAUGACGUGAAAUGUAACAAGUCCUUGUCUAUUGCACAGUGGAGUUUUUUGAAAACUCUGUCUUGUCCCGAAUGCGGGAAACACUUUGCUAGAGAUUUUAACUUGACCAAUGUUAAUGGCCUAUUCAAUACCAUGGCCCUUCAUUUGAAAAAUGUUUGCUUCCAUUUGUCCCGCCUACCAGCAUUUAAAUGUACAAAAUGUCUGAAAGUGUUCCAGAAUUUUGAAGGUUUGAGGAAUCAUUUGAACACACGUCUAGAACAUUAUUACAAGUGUGGUUUAUGCCCAAUGGCAUUGAAGUCUCUCAAGAGUUUGGAGUCACAUUAUGAAAUGAAGCAUAAACUUCCUGAGAAUUCUGACCAGAUGAUAACACCUGGUAUGUCUGAUAAGAUCAUCUAUAGGUGCCAUAUUUGUGACACCUUAAUAGAUGAUAAGUCAUUUCUUGUGCAACAUAUUGAUAAGCAUUUAGAUGAGUGUAAAAAAUAUCCUGACACUCACUAUCAUUGUCUACAGUGUGGUCAGAUGUUUAUGAAGAGAAAUGAUCUCGUAGAACAUUACUCAAAACAUGUUACGGUACGCCGCCAGUUCUGGUGUACAUUCUGUUCAAAGGAUAAAGUAAGAGCAAUUCCAUAUAUAGGACACAUUUUAAAGUUUCAUACUUCAUCGGGAUCACAUUUGGCAACUAAGAGUGUUGUCAAGUUUUGUAACAGCUGUGGCCUUGUCUGUAUUGGCGAACAUAUGUUCCAGAACCAUGCCUGUUUGGCUGCCAGAAAUACCACAGUCAUUGUUGGGGAUAGAUCAGAGCAGAACAAGGUCCAUAGCAAAACCAAACCUCAAGGAAGAAAGGAGAUCGCUAGUAGUGCUAGGGACCAUGAAGCGACAGAUUUACCACCAAAUGUUAGUAAAACCUGCCAUGCUUGUUCAGCAAUAUUUGCGUCCCAGGCUCAAAGAGAGAGUCAUUUAAAAGACCACAGAGAUUAUGACUUGAUUUUCAUCUGUAAAUUUUGUGACAAGGAGGAGUUUAAAAGUUACCAUGAGCUGAGAAGUCAUGAGAUAGCUUGUAAAGCAAUGAAUGAUAUGCCGAAGGAGAAACAAAAUGGCGGCCAGAAGAAAGAAGGUACUGCUCAAUAUCGGAAGAUAAAAAGUAAAUCUGAGACGCAUCAACAGAAGAAAGUGCAUAGUGCUACAAAGGAAACCAAGUCAUAUGUUGAUGGAGUAGAGCUGACACCAAAAGAAAGUUCAAAGUCAUCGAAAUCAAAGCAAGAAACUGUAGAAUAUUUUAUGUGCGACAAAUGCGAUGCUGUUUUCACUAGGAAAUCUAAACAAGAAGAGCAUAUAAAAUCUGAGCAUGGAAUACAUCCAUGCCAUCUUUGUGGACUGAUGCACGAGUCCCAGAGCUCAUUGAAAAAACAUCUGAUGGUUGAUCACGAAGGAAAACGUAUGCUGUUGUAUUGUGGUGUUUGUAAAAGCCGUAAAAUUGAAAAAGCUUUUAAUCUGAGGGGAAAGUUAAUAAAACACUUGAAAGUAAAACAUCGAAUGAAAGUUAUUGAUGAAUCUAAAAUUAUUACACAAUUACCAGGCCUACCUGAAACUUUAAAAGAAACUACACCUGAAUAUCUGAAACGUAAACUUUCAGAAUCUCCUGAAACUUCAGUGAAGAAACUUAGAAUUGAAGGAGAGAGCGAUUUCAAAUGUGCAAAAUGCCUUUUCACAUGUAAUGUAAAGUCUGAAUUUAGACUGCAUAUCCUAGAUCACAAGGCAGCGGAAACUUACCAGUGUUUUGAAUGUGGGCUUUGCUUCGCUGUGUUACCAUCACUAAGGAAACAUGUGUUCAUGGUACACAAGGUGAGAGAUUUUGAUUCUUACAUGGCAGAAAAUGAGAUAAAAGAACCUACUGCACUGGAAGAUAAGGAUGUUGAUAUCAUCAGGGUAUCAGAGCCUGACAAACAUGAAGAAAUGGAUGAAUCAUCGGAGGAAGAAGCAAGUGGUGAUCCCCUGGAAUGUAAGGUCUGUUAUCGGACAUUUGAUAAUGAAAAAGUUCUCAAAAGUCAUAUGAGAACACAUGGUAUGGCAUUUAUAAAAAAGUCACGUCGAAGAGCUCAAAACAUCUCGCCUGUGAAAAAGGUAGAAAAUGAAGUGACGUACAGUAGUUCUCAGGAUGAGGGAAAACAAGAAGGACUUGUUCUUAAGCUUAAACGCUUGAAACCAGCUGAUGCGAUGAAAGGUAACUCUCAUGCAAAUACUGCUGACACGGAAGCUUCAGAUGUAGAUGUAAUGGAUACUGGUGAAGAUGAUACUAAUGAAAUGGAUGUCGAAUCUGUUUCAAAAGAAACAAUGGCAGAUGCAUAAAAAAGUUUGAAUUGUUAUGCAGAGUCAUUAAAGCUGUAAUUUAAUCAGUAGCAUACAAGAUUUAUUACGGAAAAUGAUGUUUGAAACUUGAAAUGAUAAUGUGAAGGAAUUGAAUGAUGAUGUGAAUAAAGGUGUUGAAAUGAUGAUGUAAAUGGAGGUGUUGAAAUGAUGAUGUGAAGGAGUUGAAAGAAAUGAUGAUGCAAAGGUGUUGAAAUGUUGAUAUGAAUGAAGGUGUUGAAAUGACGAUGUGAAUGGGGGUGUUUAAAUGGUGAUGUGAAGGAAUUGAAAUGAUGAUAUUAAAGUGUGGAAAUUAUGAUGUAAAGGUGUUGAAAUGAUGAUGUUUGAAGGUGUUAAAAUGAUGAUGCUAAAGUGGGGAAAUGAUUAGGUUAAGAAGUUGAAAUGAUGUGAAAGCAUUGAAAAGAUACUGUGAAAAUGUUGAAAUGAUGUUAAAUUGUUGAAAUAGUGGUUAUUAUUAGGUUCACUAAAGUCACUGUCUUUUUUUUCCAAAAUUGACGGUAUAAUUAAUGAC
Ruditapes philippinarum (Manila clam) is the source of this 6175-nucleotide messenger RNA. RefSeq names its product zinc finger protein 532-like. The transcript is spliced from 4 exons. Lineage: Eukaryota; Metazoa; Mollusca; Bivalvia; Venerida; Veneridae. Bases 121 to 5646 code for a protein of 1841 amino acids. The record is from RefSeq and is a predicted model, not a curated record.